Messenger RNA from Drosophila busckii, 5542 nucleotides. RefSeq names its product eukaryotic translation initiation factor 4G (gene eIF4G2). The coding region runs from base 1 to 5292 and encodes 1763 amino acids. NCBI's taxonomy places the organism in Eukaryota, Metazoa, Arthropoda, Insecta, Diptera, Drosophilidae. Gene Ontology annotation, cellular component: eukaryotic translation initiation factor 4F complex. The record is from RefSeq and is a predicted model, not a curated record. The transcript is spliced from 5 exons. Gene Ontology annotation, molecular function: protein binding; mRNA binding; translation initiation factor activity.
AUGCCGUCGCAGGCUCAGCUCACCAAUAACAGCAACAACAAUUCGACAGCUGUCGUUGGUGGCGGCAACGCCAAUCAUCGGCGUGCUGGCCAACGUUCCACGCCACCUCAGCAACAAAACUUUUACGCCACACUGGCAGCGCGUCCUGCGCCGAUGAACACUACGCCCACCGCUGCAGUGACGCCCAUUAUGAAUCCACGCGGCAGCGCCUUGAACGGCACAGCAACGUUUCACAUGCAGCCAACGUUCUGCUCGAGCAUUCCGCUUGGACCGCCGCCGCACAACUUGACAGCAACGCCACUGAUGGCGGCUGCUGCGCUAACUGCACCGCCACCGGCUGGGUCGACGGGUCUGCACACAUAUGCGCCGCAUCUGCAGAGCACUAGCUCCACCCCGGUGGGUAUGAACGUGGGCGUGGUCGGCGGCGGCGGCGUAACCGUUGGCGCCGUGUCUGGCGUGGCUGGCGCCUUUUCGUCCACCUCGCUGACUGCCGCACAGCAGAUAGGCGGGGUUGAUAAAGUGAAGGAGCGCAGGCACGCCAUACCCAUCAUACAUCCCGAUACCAAGGAGAAUGUAAUGGAUCCCAGCUCGUCGGUGUUCAUCAAGCGCGACUCUAGCUGCACGCUCAACUCGGUUACAAGCAGCGCCAGCAGCCUCUCGCACUAUCAGUCGGACAAGUCUGAUACAACCAAUGUCAUGGUCGAUCAUCAAAUGCAAACAGACAAGGCAGCGCAGUCGCAAUCGCCAACACAAUCGGAAUCGCAAUCGGAAUCACCAACACCAAAGACUACAGAGACAUCAAAUGCUGACGCUGACGUUGACGCUGAAAGCGAAGCAGAGCCCGCUGCUGUGGAAUCAGCACCCAAGUCAGCUACGCUCUCCGACGAGGACAAAGUGAGCGUCAUUGUCAAGGGCAUCCUAGCACACUCGGGCAAUCCUGACGAGCGUCUCAGCUUUUGGCAAUACAAUGCUGAAUUCAAUUAUUCGAUACACAUUGUAGUGGACAAUGCCGCAGAGCAACUGCCUAGUGACAAUUUAGAGGUGCAAAUUGAAGAGCUAACCAAUGCUGAGAGCAGCUCAACUGUGACCCCCACUGAGACUGCGCCCGUGCUGUUCAAGGAGCCACAGCAAAGCAGGAAGCGUCCCAAAUCAGCCAAUAAGCAAAGCACCGCCACGCCCACUUCAAUAGCCAAUGCUGUGGCCGAGGCUACAGCGGUUGCUGUAACGGCCAUAUCCACUGCUGUCAGCAGCAAUCCAUCGACUAAAGUUAUGAGCGCCAGCAGCAGCAAACCAGAGUCGCUGCCACAGAGUCCUACAAAGGCGCAGCGCUUGCCCUCCAGCUCUUCUUCGGCUGCUUCAACGCCCACACAUCAGUCCAAGGCGGCAGUUAAGCCCGCAGCAAAAGCAGCAGCAACAGCUGUAGCUCCCACAGCGUCGACGGCAACGAUAGUAACUGCAGCAGCAGCAGCAGCAGUUGCAGUCGCUGUGACAGCGAACAAGAAGAAUUCACGCAAGGCACAAAAGCGCAAGGAGCAAGAGAAAAAGAAACAAAAAUCAAUCCCAUCAACAGCAGCAGCAACGACAGUAACAUCAGCAGCAGUGGCAGCAACAACUGCAAGCGUCAACAGCAAUGCCAAAAGCAGCAGCAAAGACACAGCUGAUUGCAUUACAUUGCUGACUACGACAACAAUAACUCAAAUUACAACAACUACGACGACUGAUAAACUUAGUGCAACUAGUAAUAAUUCUAGCUUAAGUUCUAACCUAAGAGACAAGCCAAGGGAUAAGCAGCAGCAGCAGCGCAGCUUAAACAGCAGCACUGAGGAACCGCACUUGGCCAAUGUGGAUAUAAUGACCAAAUUCUUGCAGCAGAACCAAGGGCAAGAGUCAAGUCAAGAAGCACAAGAACCGCAGUUAGAAUUUCUCAACAGCAGCAGCUCCGUUUGCGGCGAUGAGGACUCGCUCAAUGGCAGCGUGCUGUCCAAAGCGAGCGAAACGCAAUUGACGGAGAGCGCCGUGGCCGAGCUGAAGUUUGGUGACUUUACAGAGGAGCCAGCACCAAUUACCACUGCUGCUAGUUUCAUAUGCAGUUCCACUUGGAGCAGUUCCACAGCUGACGUGGUGGUGGCUGACCAAGCGCCAAGCGCUGCAGUUGCCGUUGUCGACAGCGUAGACUGCGCACCGCCAGCGGCGCAGCCGAUGGAGCAAUUAGAGUUGCCCAGCAGCAAAAAACUAUCACCUGUGCAUCAGAAUACAGCUAAAAGCAAAUUGAACGCCAAGGCCAACUUUAUGCUGACCCAUACCGUUGGCAAGCUGAUUAGAUACAACAUAGAGGAGCUGCGUGAGCUGGCGAAGCUAAGCGAUUCAUGCAAACCGCCGCUAGUGCCGUGCCAAAAGGGCGACUGCAUCGCCCAACUGUUUGUCUCGCGCCAAUCGUCGUCGUCAGGCUCGUCGCAGCAGCAGCAGCAGCAACAGUCGCAUCAUCAUGGCUACCAGACGCAUGGACAGCAGUAUCAGCAUAUGCAUGAUGCGGACUUUGGCAACAAGCGUGGACGUGGUCAGCAUGGACACUUGGGCAACAAGAAACAUCAUGAGCAAAUGGGCGGCAACGCUGGCAGCAAUGCUGGUGGUGCUGCUGGUGGCGCCAAUCAGCGCCACAUGGACAUCAUACGCGUGCAGCUGUCGCUGAAGGAGGAGAUUAAGCUAUCGGAAUGCGAGAAUGCAUGGCAGCCAGAGACGCUGCGCCGCAUGUCGAUGAUGAGCAGCUCCACAGACGCGGAUCCCGACGACGACAUCGAGGGCGUGCUGAAGAAAGUGCGCGGCAUACUCAACAAACUGACGCCAGAUAAUUUCGAUGUGCUGCUAAAGGAAAUGUCCAGCAUCAAAAUGGACACACAAGCCAAAAUGACAAAUGUCAUGCUGUUAAUCUUCGAGAAAACCAUAAGCGAGCCAAACUUUGCGCCCACUUAUGCGCGCUUCUGCAAAGUCCUGUUCCAUGAGAUCAAAGCGGAGAACAAGUCACUCUUCACCAGCUCGCUAAUCACACGUAUACAGCACGAGUUCGAAUCGAAUGUGAAUGAUGCCAAUGCCAAGGCCAAGAAGCUGCAGCCCACUCAGGAGCGCAUGAACGCCUGCACCGAUGCAGCGAAGAAAACGGAACUGCGCGCCGAGAUGGAAGACUUGGAGUAUCAGUUUAGGCGACGCGCCUGGGGCACAGUGCGUUUCAUAGGCGAGCUCUUUAAGCUGCAGUCACUGACCAGCGAUCGCGUGCUGCACUGCAUCGAGUCACUGCUGGAGCAUGGCUGCGAGGAGAAAAUCGAGUACAUGUGCAAGCUGCUGACGACAGUGGGUCAUCUGCUGGAGAUGGCACCGCCCGAGCAGUAUCACAGCGGUGUGCGCAUUGAGAAGAUCUUUCGACGCAUUCAGGACAUAAUACAGCGCACGCGCUCGACGCGCCAGCGUGACCACAUAAAGAUUAGCAGUCGUGUGCGCUUCAUGAUGCAGGAUGUGCUCGACUUGCGUGCACGCAACUGGGAUCAGCCCAUAACAGCAGGCAACACAACAACAACAACGCAGCAGCAGCAGAGCAGUCAUCGCCAGCAGCGUCACGGCAACAAGCAUGAGGAUAACAAAUCACAGCAGCAACAGCAGUCGCAACGUGGCGGGCAGCAGCAGCAGUCACAGCCGCACUAUCAACAGUAUGGACAACAGCAGCAACAGCAUCAGCAUAAGCAUCACCAUGGGCAUGAUAAUAAUUAUUAUAUGCAGAACAAGAACAAGGGACAGCAGCAGGACAAUCAGUCGCUUAGCAUUGAUCCCAACAAGCUGCGCUUUAGCAGCAGCAACAAUGACGAUGCCAGCCAAGCCAAGCUGGGCAACUCAUCGCAUUAUCAAUGGCGCAAUGCUAGCAAUCGUCCUGUCAGCGCUGCCAGCGCACCCACAGCCACAUUGAGUUUGCUCAAGCGUCCAUCGGGCGGCAACUAUUUGCCCUAUCAACAGCAGCAGCAGCAGCAACAGCAACAACAGCAGCAGCAGCAACAAGCGCCUAAUAUUGCCACACAGCUGUUAAGCAAAUCGAGCAAUAUUAACAACAACAGCAGCAACAAUGAAACUGUUGCCUCCGAGCCCACCUUGAAUGCAAAGCAAUGCCAAGAGCUUGUCACCAAGCUGGUUGAGGAGGUGCUAAGCACACGCGACUGGCAACCAGAGGUGCUGGCCAUCUGGCGCCAUACGCUGAACAAGCAGCAGCAGCAAGCCGCAGCUGUGCUGCACUAUGUGCUCAUGGACUAUGUGCAUCGCGCCAAUGUGAAGCGUCAGCAGCGCUUGGCCUGCGCGCAUGUCUUUGCCUAUUUGAUGGCGCAGCAGGCGUUCGAUCGCGCUUUGUUUGCUCAGGCUUACGCACGCUUUGGCGAGGAGUUUCCCGAUCUGCUGGUGGACGUGCCCAAUGGCUGGACAUAUGUGUUUGAGUUCCUGGGGCCCAUUAUGCAUGCAGGCGCGCUGGAGCUGCUCGAUGUGUGGCAGCGCCGCUGGCUGGAGGAUGAGCAAUUCACGGAGCGUUUUGUGCGCGCUUUUGUCAACUACUUUGUGCAGGAAUUCGGUGCUGGCUAUGCGCGCAAGCUGUGGCAUGUGGACAACAAGCUGGACGCUGGCCAGCUCUUCUGGAGUGAUGCACGCAAGUUUCAGGACUUUAUACGCAUGAAUAGCUUUCAGUUUCUGGACUUUAACACAGGCGCCGCCUGCGCGCAACGUCCCAAGAUCAGCCGCAGCGUUGGCGAACAUAUGGAGCGCAUUAGUUAUCUGCUGAGCUUGUCCAGCGAUGCAGCCAUCGACUAUAUCAACACCAAUGUGCAUAUUAAUGUCGUUUUCUUGCGUCAGCUUACUAAAUUUCUUUGCUGCGACUUCGCGCUCACUAGCAACAACAACAAUAACAGAAGCAGCAGCGGCAACAGCAGCAGCAGCAGCAGCAACAACAAACAGGACUUGCAGCUUAAUGUGGAGAGCUUUAGGCGUCAGUGCACGCCGCUUUUGAGACUCUGCCUGGACGCACAGGAGGCGCAUGAGGUGGCCUGCAUUGAGGAGAUUGUGGACUCGCUGCAGCAGCAUUUCAGCGUCGAGCUGGAGGAUGAACUUGCCGCUGGCGACACCAUUUGCAGCGCGCUGGGCGUGCUCUACGAUUGUGAAGUCAUAUCGCGGGAUUCUUUUGACAAGUGGCUGCAGCGCGAACUCAAGCAGUCCGCAAAGCAGGCGCGUCCCUUUAUGGACAAGCUGCGCUCCUGCAUUGCGGACAUGUGAAACGAGAGACGAGAGACAACAACCACAACAACAACAGCAACAAUUAUAAAAACCAGCAUAGCAACAACGAAGAAGCAAAUUUGUUAAACACACUCAUGUAUUUCAUAUACAUUGAAAACAUUGACAGCGCCAGCUUGGGCGCUAUAAUUUUACAUCACGCGCGGUCGUAUAUAUACCCUACACAUAAUAACAGCAACAACAACAUAUAUGACAACAACAACAACCCCAGUAUAAUAUUAUAUUAUAUAAA